Molecule: messenger RNA, 2408 nt
Organism: Nannospalax galili (Upper Galilee mountains blind mole rat)
Lineage: Eukaryota; Metazoa; Chordata; Mammalia; Rodentia; Spalacidae
Gene: Slc12a8
Product: solute carrier family 12 member 8
Exons: 13
Coding region: 1-2139 (712 amino acids)
Biological process (GO): chloride ion homeostasis; chloride transmembrane transport; cell volume homeostasis
Cellular component (GO): membrane
Molecular function (GO): potassium:chloride symporter activity
Source: RefSeq, a predicted model, not a curated record
AUGGCCCAUAGUUCUCCACAGGAACUUUUUCAUGAGGCAGCCCAGCAGGGUGUCCUGGCCCAGCCCCAGCCCUGGUGGAAAAUACAGCUGUUUGUGUGGGAACCAGUGCUCUUUGGGACCUGGGAUGGUGUAUUCACAUCCUGUAUGAUCAACAUUUUUGGGGUUGUCCUCUUCUUGAGAACCGGCUGGCUGGUGGGAAACACAGGUGUGCUCCUGGGUAUGCUCCUGGUGUCCUUCGUCAUCCUAGUGGCCCUGAUCACCGUGUUGUCUGGCAUUGGCGUGGGGGAGCACAGCGGUGUGGGCAGUGGAGGAGUCUACUCCAUGAUCUCCUCAGUCCUUGGCGGGCAGACAGGAGGCACCAUCGGACUUCUGUACGUGUUUGGACAGUGUGUUGCAGGUGCCAUGUACAUCACCGGCUUCGCCGAGUCUAUCUCAGACCUGCUGGACCUCGGGAACAUCUGGGCUGUGAGAGGAAUUUCAGUUGCAGUGCUUCUGGCUUUGCUGGGGAUCAACCUAGCAGGUGUCAAGUGGAUAAUUCGCCUCCAACUGCUGCUGCUCUUCCUGCUGGCUGUGUCAACACUAGACUUUGUGGUGGGAUCUUUCACUCACCUGGACCCAGAACAUGGUUUUGUUGGAUACUCGCCGGAACUACUACGGAACAACUCUCUGCCAGAGUACAGCCCGGGGGAGUCCUUUUUCACUGUGUUUGGGGUGUUCUUCCCAGCAGCCACAGGAGUCAUGGCUGGCUUCAACAUGGGAGGUGACCUGAGGGAGCCUGCUGCCAGCAUCCCCCUGGGCUCCCUAGCAGCUGUUGGCAUCUCGUGGUUUCUGUACAUCGUCUUCGCCUUCCUACUUGGUGCCACCUGCACCCGAGAGGCCCUCCGCUCUGACUUCCUGAUGGCUGAAAAGGUGUCCCUGGUUGGCUUCCUCUUCCUGUUGGGCUUAUACAUCUCAUCCUUAGCCUCCUGUAUGGGGGGACUCUACGGAGCACCUCGGAUCCUGCAGUGUAUUGCCCAGGAGAAAGUGAUUCCUGCACUGGCCUUUCUGGGACAAGGGAAGGGGCCAAAUAAAACUCCCGUGGGAGCCAUCUGCCUGACUAGCUUGGUGACCAUGGCCUUUGUCCUCGUGGGUCAGGUGAACGUCUUAGCACCCAUCGUCACCAUCAACUUCAUGCUGACCUACAUCGCAGUGGACUACUCUUACUUCUCCUUAUCCAUGGCUCACAGAAGCCUCCCCCAGGUGCCUGAGCCAGUGCUCAGAGAAAGUCCAGGAACUCUGUCCAGCUCUGAGCACCUGCUCCAGGAGAAGCCUCCCAGCUAUGGCUCUGACAGCCCUUCCAGAAGUCUCUCUGAGGGUACUCUGCUAGAAUUCACCAAGGACAUGGAUCAGCUCCUCCAGCCAACCAGGAGACUUGAGAGUAGCCAGACUGGGUCAGGAGAGGGAAACAGGGUCCCAGAGAGGCAGAAAAGGAAACUCAAGAAGGCCACCAAGCAAACUCUACAAGACAGCUUCCUCUUAGACCUCAAGUCUCCUAUAUUCUUCCCUGCUGAGGACCCUGACAAGCCGCUAACUGCUUCCUGGGAGAGGCAAGAGUCCUAUCAGAGCCUGCGUACUUUUGGGAAUGAAUGGACUCACUGUGGCGGAGCACCUGGCCAACUUGUUCCUGAACUGGGCAUCCAGCCAAGUGUGAGUAGAGAAGAUUUCUUCCUGAAGUACAGACUUCAGGAACAAGAGGUCCAGAGGAGACCAACUUCUUUCUACUCUCGCAUGUGCAAUCCCUGGGUCUCCCUGUUAGGGGCUAUUGGAUCCCUUCUCAUCAUGUUUGUGAUCCAGUGGGUCUAUACCCUGAUUAGCAUGGGUGCUGCUGCCAUUGUGUAUUUCUACAUUGGCCAGGCCAGUCCAGGUCUUUACCUUGGAUCAGCAUCUAACUUCAGCUUUUUCCGAUGGAUGAAAUCUCUUCUGAUCCCCUCCUGCAGGAGCCUGCGAUCCCCCAAGGAGCAGAUCAUUUUGGCACCAUCCCCAGCCAGGGUUGACAUGGCAAUGACGCAGCUUACUCAGGAGAACGCAGACUUCGCCACUCGUGAUCGCUACCACCACUCCUCCUUUGUGAGCCGGGAACAGCUGAUGCCAUCCUAUUAAACCUUCGCUGGACCCCUUCUUUCUGGAAGCUGCUCUGAGCACAGGGAACCCAAAUCCCAGAACCUGCGGGAGCUGCUUCUACCCAAUGGGAAACUCUAAGGCUGGUCUUCCCACUGUGGCUUCGGACAUCAGAAAUCCAAAUUCUGAUCUAGAGUGAACUAUCUAACCAGACACCAGGAAAGUCCGUGGCCUCUGCAACAGCACCCAACCCGAAUGGGCCACCAGGACAACCAGGUGACACUAAGGCAAUCAGAUGUGGAGAGCCAGAA